Amoebophrya sp. A25 is the source of this 4832-nucleotide messenger RNA. Lineage: Eukaryota; Dinophyceae; Syndiniales; Amoebophryaceae. The record is from the annotation of a GenBank genome assembly.
CAAGAUGAAAGGAGUCUGAUGUACUAAAAACAAUGCAGAAGAAGGUGCGUGAUGUAGUUGGGUUCCACCUCGUCGCAAGUAAGUAAUUGUAAUGGUGUUCCAUCUGCAUCAACCUGCAAGGAAUUUAACACUGUUUUUUUUUUGUGCCCAACGAAGGCGAAAGCGAUCGAACUACCAAGGUCUAGGAUCUUGGUUUUCCGACACUGCAUCAGCGAUGUUGAGACUCAAUGAAUCUCAUGACCGAUAACCACACAAUAACAAAAAAUGACAGGGGUGGUCCUCUAUGAUGAUGUGGCAGUACCCUACUUUGUUCAAGAAUUGCUGACCCUACUUUGAAAUUAUAAGCACGCUUUUUAAUUCCACGUUCUGGGUGCGAUGUACCUGUAGUACGGCAUUCCAAGUAAUAUUAAUAUAAGUACAUAAUCUUCCCCAAAUACAACUAACAGGAGAACAAACAGCUACAGCAACACCGAAUUGCCUAUGUAAAGAAGUAAGUAACCUCAAGUCCAAGUAUAAAGUUUUUGAAUUUUUUGUGAUGACCACAUUAAAAUGUUGACAUCUUCAUCAGCCGGCUGGCGGAUGAAGGUACGAAUACCAGCUUCUUGGGAUCAUGUCCUCGGGUGGAGCAUGACAACUGUUCUAUGGUAGUUCGAGUUGCUGCAUUUUUUUAAGAACGCCUUCUAAUUACAACGCAUUCAUUGCUGUUUUGUUGCUCGUCAAGACGCAGAUCUGACGUGGUUGUUCCGAUCGUAAGCAACAGUUACGUCUUAAAGUUAGCGCCGACUUGUUCAACCAAAAGCGAGCUGUUGAACACUAUAGCAAGCGACGUCUUGAUAGAUUGGUACUGAAACAGCGACCGCGCAGUAGAAGAAGUUUUUGCUGUUCUACAACGAGGAGAACGACUAGUACCAACACGCUUGCGCACCACUUCUGUACUCUGCCUGAAUAAGCGAAACGCAGCUGCAAGACCCACACAUCCUAAAAAUACAACUUCCUCCACUUCCAACUAAGUACCCAAAAACAAGACUCGAUCUUCUUCCCACAUCAAGAAGAUGCAAGGCCAACACAGGACAACAGCUCGGCUCACGCCGAGCGAAGCCACGAGGCUUGAUAAGCAAAUCGCCCAGGUCCUGGACAUGAAGGAAUUGUCAGAGGCGGAGACGAAGGUAUGAAUGGUUGUAGUUUGAUUAUCUGCUCUUCAGUAGAAGAACUAGUACAACUAGGAGCUAUCUUCCAACAACGACCUCAUGCCAGGCACAUCAAUCAAUCAAUCAGAUGAAAGACGAGGCACUCGUCUUCCAGGAGAGUGUACGGCUGUGGUGUUUGGUAUGGCCUGAAUUCGAUCACAAGGGUUCUCUUCUUGUUUUCCCUUAUGAUCCAAUUCAGGCUAGACCAAAUACCGGAAGCCGCGUACACAGUAGAACUAGUAGGAGGAGUGGCCAUCAGAUGAAAGAUGCGGCACUCGUCUUCCUAGUAGUUCUAGAGAAUGAUCUUGAGGAUCUUGAUUCAACACUAUAAUCAACAUGUUGGUGGCCAGCUCUUAUCUUUUCAACCCCACUACAACUACAACAUACAUUGUAUGAUCUUUCCACAGGAGGAAAGUAACAAUUUAUUGUCUCAACAUCAAUUUAUCAUCUCUCCACAGGAACUAACAAUAAGAACAAGGGAGAUUCUAGCGGAGGAAUCGAACGUUGCAAUAGUAAAAUGUCCAGUGACAGUUUGCGGCGAUCUGCACGGGCAAUUCAUAGAUUUGAAGGUAUCUUUAGAUUUCAAGUAUCAUCGAUUUUUAAGUAUAUCAAAAGUACGAAGAACCUUUAAUCGAAACGUCCAAAAGAACCUUUAAACGAGACUCCUCAUCCAACGAUACUACAACAGGAACUAUUCACAAUAGUCGGAUCGCCACCAGAGACGAACCUGCUGUUUUUAGGGGAUUACGUAGACCGCGGUUACUACUCAGUGCUCACGGUGACGCUCAUGUUUCUUUACAAGCUCAGGUAGUACUACGUUGCGUUUUUGCUCAUUAUUUUUUGGUCCUAGAAGAAUGAAUCAGAUUCAUUAUUGUCCUCGAGCCAUCUUUCUAGUCCUUCUAGUUCUACAACUUCUACGGAGCAGGAUGAUACAACAAAAACGGCAAUGAAUUGUGAAAACAGUUGUCGAAUGUUGUUUCGUCCCAUUUUCAACAACCGGUUAGUUUUACCUCUAGAGACUUAGCCCUUCCAACAAUACAAUAUUCUCUAAGGUAUAGAGACAUGGUAUGCAUAAUUCGAGGAAACCACGAGUCAAGGCAAGUUACACAAGUCUACGGCUUUUUUGACGAAUGCGUGCGAACCUACGGAAGCUCGGAGAUAUGGAGGUCAUAUGUUAGAAGUUUGGAAUCACGCAGCUUUCUUGGGUUGUCACGUGGUUCGCAAAUGAAUGAAUGAAUAUAUAAUAUGGGACUCUUCAUCUUUACUUCUCCUUUCAAAUUACCUAUCCUCAUUUAAUACAACUCCUUACAGGUGUUUUACCGACGCUUUCGACGCAUUGCCGCUUACUGCCCUUAUCGAGGACCAGAUUCUGUGUCAGCACGGCGGAUUGUCACCAAGUACUUUCUUUUUAGCAAGUUGCAGUCCACAACUACCUCACUACAGCUUGUUGUUUUACAUUAUUCAAUGUUGUCAAAAGCUACCUCCCGAACAGGUAUGGUCAUGGUCAUGCACUUCAGGUUCGACCCUUACUGGCCUUUUUUGAAGCAAAACUUACACAGGUAAAUGAUUCAAUCAAUCAAUCAAUCACCUCCAUUAAAGAACAUUCCAUUAUCUUCAGGUAUCGACACGCUGGACAACAUUCGUGAAUUAGAACGCAUGGUAGAGGUUCCGCAUGAAGGCCCAAUGUGCGACAUUCUAUGGUCCGACCCAGAUGAGCGAUGUGGCUGGGGAAUAUCCCCACGCGGAGCAGGAUAUACAUUUGGCCAAGAUGUUAGCGAAACGUACUCCUACUUCAUAAUCAUAUCCGAGCUUUUUCAUGUAGUAGCAUUAGAAGUACUUUAUUUACUGACUCACCUCUACGCUAUCGUCGAGGAUAGCUUAUGUUGAAAUGAUCUUACUAUUACUUUGUGUGAUCAUCACAACGACCCUCGUGCACGACCAGCGAGUCCCUCUCUUUCUAAGUAGAAUUCUAUUAUGAGGAAGCUGGAAGCACUAGCACCUCUAUAACGUUAGAAUGACGUGAGACGAGGCACCGUGACAUGAUAUGACUUCUUUCACCCAGUAGGAACUAAAAACCUCCUCCUCUGACUUCUUUCACCCAGCAGUUGGAACUAAAAACCUCCUCCUCCUCCUCCUCCUCCUCCAAUGUGGCUGUAAAUCAAAACAACAGAUUUAACCACACCAAUGGAUUGAAACUGAUUGGACGAGCCCAUCAAUUGGUGAUGGAGGGGUACACAUGGAGUCACGAAAGGAAUGUUGUCACGAUUUUUUCAGCACCAAAUUACUGCUAUCGAUGUGGUACGAGCUUACUUCUUUAUUCUUCGUGUGCUGAGUUUACUUACUCUAUGGGACACUUAUACAUAGCUACGCAAGAGCUCGUACCAUGACAUGAUCUAGUAGACGAGAACGGUCGACAUAUUUUUUUAACAACAUCAGUUCUCGACGUUCUCGUUCUCCUGCUGCUUAUUUUUGAGCAAUUACAUCUUACUUCAAACGAAAGAUUCGAGACUAAACACAUUCAUUCUUGUCCUCCCUCUCUAAUAUCACAGGUAACCAAGCAGCAGUGAUGGAGAUAGAUGAACAUUUGAAGUAUACGCUGCUGCAAUUUGACGCUGCGCCAAGGGAGCUCGUAGAUGGCGCACCCGAAGCCAUUCCCCCUCCAAAGAGGGUGCCAGAUUAUUUCAUCUAAAGUACGUGAUAUGUUGUUUUUAUCCUCCCAAGGGAUUCAUCUCUCGUCCCACCUGAGCAGGGCGGAGCGAGACGACGAGGAAUACAAACGCAUUGUCCUGCUCCGCAUACUCAUCCCCAGCGGCAGGAUAAUGUCGACAAAAACACUGCUUAACAACCACUUAGAUUUCUCAAUUUCUUCUUCAACUCGUCAACAUGUUAAUAUUCUCGAUUUAUAUUCAUCUAGUAGAAUCUUCAGCUUCUUCGAUAAAAACAAGUCUUAUUUUCAUCAAUAACCAGUGAUCUUCAGUCUUUUUAUCGUAGUCUACUUCGUUUAACUCUUCGUUUCGCAAUGCAUCAUGGUGAUGUCAGCUACUGCUACAUCGUCACUUUGAGGAAGAAUGCGGCGUAGCGCGCCGCGGCGCCGCUCGUAGCUGCCUGUUUUUAUGAAGAAAAAAUUAAGGUUAUUGCUAAUCUAGUCGAGAACACGAAAGUUGAAACGAAACACCGUAGGAAUUAGUACUAAAGGCGAUUAACAGACUCAGUCUCAGACUGGAUGAAAGUAGGCUACGACAAUAGCAACUGAUGAACUAGCCGCGGUUGUUUCAUAGUCCUCAAAUUUCUUCUUCUACGUAGCUGCAGGUAAAUACAAAAGGAGCUAAUUCAUGUUAAUGCACUUGGCCAGAAGGCACCAGGCGCGUUUCAUCAAGAUCUAGAUCAACCAGAGAACAAAACAAAAAAGAGCCCUGCUUCUGAAGACUUCGAACCCACGCCCACCACAACCUUAAAAUUCAAAAAUUUUCCUCGUCCCCAUGCCAGACUGGUGGAGAAAAGAACUACUCCAGCUCAGUUGUACUAAUACAAGAAUUAUCUUGCUUGUUUAAAUCUUGAAGAUUAUGUGAAGAUUCUUGACCACGUGUAAAUAUUUUGAGAACAUCAACAAUUUUAGUUGAGAAAAAAAGAACGAGAAGCAGUUUC